Molecule: messenger RNA, 706 nt
Organism: Lagopus leucura (white-tailed ptarmigan)
Lineage: Eukaryota; Metazoa; Chordata; Aves; Galliformes; Phasianidae
Product: maltase-glucoamylase, intestinal-like
Exons: 4
Coding region: 230-706 (158 amino acids)
Biological process (GO): carbohydrate metabolic process
Molecular function (GO): alpha-1,4-glucosidase activity
Source: RefSeq, a predicted model, not a curated record
GAAAUGUUGAGGUUGAGAAAUUUGGGUUUUGAAAUCAUUCGGGUUAUGAAACGUUGAGGUUUAGAAAUCUGGGUUUGGAAAUCGUUUGGGUUUUGAAAUGUUGAGGUUUAGAAAUUCGGGUUUCGGAAAAUCAGCUGUUGAAAAUUGGAUUUUGAAAUUCGGAUUCUGAAAUUUGGAUUUUGAAGUUUUGAAACCCUUUUUUUUUAAUUAUUAUUAGAUAUAUUUUUUAAUGUUGGUUUGUUUCGGCGCCUUUGUCCUCAUUUAUGUCCUGCUUUGCUCCGUGUUUGAGGUCGGCGCUGACAUCUGUGGGUUCUUUGAGAACACGACGGAGGAGCUGUGCAGGCGCUGGAUGCAGGUGGGAGCAUUUUACCCCUUUUCCAGGAACCACAACACCGAGCUCUGCUCCCCCCAGGACCCAGCCUACUUCGGCGCUGACUCCAUUUUGGUGACAUCCUCCAUCCAUUACCUGAACAUCCGCUACACGCUGCUGCCCUACCUCUACACCCUCUUCUACAAAGCUCACACACAGGGGGACACGGUGGCGCGGCCCCUCAUGCACGAGUUUUACUCGGAUGAAGCCACGUGGGAUGUGGACAAGCAGUUCCUGUGGGGCCCCGCGUUGCUCAUCACCCCAGUGAUGGACCCGGUGGGUGGUGCCGCUCUUGUGGGCAGGGCGAUUUGGGGCUUUUGGGGCCGUUUGGGGUGA